Messenger RNA from Sciurus carolinensis (gray squirrel), 3841 nucleotides. It is a transcript of the gene Dclre1b, whose product is annotated as DNA cross-link repair 1B. The transcript is spliced from 4 exons. Lineage: Eukaryota; Metazoa; Chordata; Mammalia; Rodentia; Sciuridae. Bases 386 to 1990 code for a protein of 534 amino acids. Gene Ontology annotation, biological process: protection from non-homologous end joining at telomere; double-strand break repair via nonhomologous end joining; interstrand cross-link repair. Gene Ontology annotation, molecular function: damaged DNA binding; 5'-3' DNA exonuclease activity. The record is from RefSeq and is a predicted model, not a curated record.
ACGGUGCCCUUCCCCCAACCCCUCACCUCCAGGCGCAGCCGCGCGGCUCCUAGUGGAGCGGUGGCUGGCAAUCGGAAUUCGACUACUUGGGCCUGUCUCCUCCCCGCAGCGCGCGCUUUGAGUGCCGGCUCGGCCUCGGAUCCCGCGCGCGGGUGGGCGUGGCACUCAGGAGAGCGACUUCCGCGAUGUGGGCUCCCACCCUGACUCCCGCGAACUCGGUCAUUUCCUCCUUUCUGCUCAUCUUAGUAACUUAUUCCUCUGCUGGGUUGGCCCUCCCUUAAGACCUCUCGGCCUUAUACUUGCCCGGGCAUGUCUUCCACCGGGGCGCAGUUGUGGAAUCCUCACGCAGGAGCCCUGCUCCGGUAGAGCCCAUAUCCCCUCCACCAUGAACGGGGUCCUGAUUCCUCAUACACCCAUUGCUGUGGACUUUUGGAGCCUGCGCCGAGCUAGUACUGCUCGGCUCUUCUUCUUGUCCCACAUGCACUCGGACCACACCGUAGGCCUAUCUAGCACUUGGACCCGGCCCCUCUACUGCUCGCCCAUCACUGCCCACCUCUUGCACCGUCACCUACAGGUGUCUAAGCAGUGGAUCCGAACCUUGGAAAUUGGUGAGAGCCAUGUAUUGCCUCUAGAUGAAAUUGGAAGAGAGACCAUGACUGUAACCCUCAUCGAUGCAAAUCACUGCCCUGGCUCUGUCAUGUUUCUCUUUGAAGGAUACUUUGGAACCAUUCUUUAUACAGGUGAUUUUCGAUAUACACCAUCUAUGCUGAAGGAGCCAGCCCUGACAUUGGGGAAACAGAUCCAUACUUUAUACCUAGACAACACCAAUUGCGACCCAGCAUUGGUUCUUCCUUCUCGACAAGAAGCAGCCCAACAGAUUGUCCAGCUCAUUCGAAAGUACCCACAACAUAACAUAAAGAUUGGACUCUAUAGCCUAGGGAAGGAAUCAUUGCUGGAGCAACUGGCCCUAGAGUUUCGGACCUGGGUGGUAUUGAGUCCCCGGCGUCUGGAGUUGGUACAGCUGCUGGGCCUGGCAGAUGUGUUCACAGUGGAAGAGAAGGCUGGCCGCAUCCAUGCUGUGGACCAUACAGAGAUCUGCCAUUCCUCCAUGCUGCAUUGGAACCAGUCCCACCCUACCAUUGCUAUUCUUCCCACAAGCCGAAAAAUUCACAUUUCCCACCCUGAUAUCCAUAUUAUCCCUUACUCUGACCAUUCCUCCUACUCUGAGCUUUGUGCAUUUGUUGCAGCACUGAAGCCUUGUCAGGUGGUGCCCAUUGUCAGUCGACGGCCCUGUGGAGACUACUUUCAGGACAGCCUGAGCCCCAGGCUCUCUAUGCCCCUGAUUCCAGACUCAGUGCAGCAAUACAUGAGUUCCUCCUCUAGAAAACCGAGCUUUCUCUGGCUGUUAGAAAAGAGGCUAAAGAGGCCUAGAAUCCAGGGUGUUGUGUUUGAAUCCCCUGAGGAAAAUGCUGAUCGAUCUCAAGCUGACAGAGACUCCAAGAAGACCAAGAAAGAAAACCUUUCUCCCUGGCCAAGGGACCUUGAGAAACAACAUUCCCCCCAUCCUUUGAGGGUCAAGAAGCAGUCGUUCCCAGACUUCUACAGUAAAGAAUGGGACGAGGCAGCUCCUUUCUGUGAAUCCCAGAAGAUGGUGACUGUGUUGACUGCCCCCUUGGGAUUUUCAGUGCAGUUAAAGCCUCCAGAUGAGAAGUUUCUCUCUCCAAAACCUAGGGAGGAAAUUGGCUUAGAGCCACCCUUGAUACCUAGGGGAGACAAUGAUGACCCAGCAGCUAUAGGGAACCAGAGAGCCUGGAUAAGCCAUGAUUCUCCCCCAUCUCACAGCAGCAAGGCUGCCCCUCUUCUAGUUACUGAGAUCAGGAGCCUAGCGCUGAAGUACCUUCUGACUCCAGUGAACUUUUUCCUGACAGGGUUCUCUUCCAGAAGCUUUGACCAGCAAGUGGAAAAAUACCAUCAACCCUCACUGAAGUAGAGACAGGAGAAAAUGCAGACAACCUUGUUUGAUACAGUACUGCAGUUUUGAACAUAGUAGCCAAAGACUAGUAGUGAGAGCUUGUUUGGGGCCUUACUUCUCUUUACAGGAUCCUGUGGGCUCACCCUGGAGCAGCAUUUCCCAAAGCUUGCUCACUGGGGUCAAGGUGUCUAUGAACUCUUUAGUUUUAUAGUUCAUUAGGGUUAAGAAACACUUUUUGUUAUAAAACUUUCAGAGUGUGCAUGAGCACAUUAAAGGUUCUUAGUAGUCCUAUAGUAACUUAAUCUGUUUGAUUUUGUUUAACUCUGUAUUUUUCAAACUUUUAUGAACAUGCAGUCCUUUUAUAUGGGUGCAGAGCAUGUGUAUCAAAAAGAAUCAGGUUAUUCCCAUUGUUAUUUUGUGUGUAGUGCCAUUCCCCAUAUCCCCUUCUUUCUCUUCCCAGAUGGAAGUCCCUAGGAAGUUUUAUGUAUUUAAUUAUGAACUGUGGUGCUGAAGGGUAAAGUGGUGACCCAAGCAGCACGUUCCAGACACAAGUGUCACUGACUUGUUCUGACCCCAUCCAGCUAACUUCCUGUCUCUGCCUCUGGGAGGGAAGAGGAAAUGAUGAAAAGGCCUUGGAACAGUGCUGAAAAAUUCCACCUCUGCCUUCUUCUGAGGGGGUGAAAUUAGUGUCACUGGGGACCCAUUUGGAACAGAACCAGCAAGGGGGUUGGGCACCCCUCACCAAGGCAGUACGUGGAACCCCACUGAACAUUAAGGCUUAGGGUAUGAGGGCUCUUGGCUGCCUAGAGGCACUGACUUUGGCCAAAGGAUAAAGUGUAAGUAAAGUUACAAGAGAUCAAAUGUGCUGCCAGAUAUUCCUCUGAUUGUUCACAUAGCUGGGAUAUUUUUGUGCCCCCCAACCCCCCUUGAUUUGAGCAAGAAGCCAGAGCACACAGCCUGUUUGUUUUAGUAUCCAGGGAAAAGACCAAGGAGCCAGCUGGCUGGAAGAGAUGGGGGUAUGCAGUUCUGCCCUGUCCUUCUGCUUAUAACCUGACAAAAUGCCAAACCAAUAAGCAGGACAGCUGAUACCAUGGCUAUGAAGAAAUUGGCUCUGAGAGGGCACAGACACUUGGAGCUGGGCAUGUGGAUCCAAACUGCUUCAACAUGGAGUUUGAAGCCUUAGAAAUAAAGGCUGUUGCUUACCCAAGGGAAAAAUAGUUUUUUGUUUUGUUUUGUUUUGUUUUUUUUGUACAUACUAAUUAUACAGAAUAGUGGGGUUAAGAGUUUUCUACUUUUGGAGGAAGAAAUGAAGAGUUUAGAAAGCAAAAUAAGGCUUUGCUCUUGAGCAAGCUAUAUACAGCUCUGUUUUGUCAGUGACCUUCACUGUAAGCCUCCCAAGGGCCUACCUACUAGGAGCCAUAGCAGGCGAGGCAUGUGGUUCAACAGGAAACCUGGGCAUUGUCUGGGCUUGAAUCCAGGGCACCCUGGGUAAACUGCUUAACUUUAGUGGAGCCUUAGUUCCUAAGCUGUAGAAUAGAGAUUGUAAUACCUACCUCUCAUGAUUGCUAUGGAAAUUAAAUAAUAGGUAAAAAUCUCCUAGCUCCAAAUCUGCCACAUCAUGGGUAUUUCAAAUGUUGGUUCUCAGGGAUAGGGGUAUAGUUUAGUGGUAGAAUGUACUCUUGGUAUGCAUGAGGUCUCAGAUUUAAUUUUAAGAAACAUACUCACAUAGUUGGUGCUCUUAGCCUCUGGUUCUUAAAAAAAAUUACUCUGGGCUUAGAAGGCUGAGGCAAGAGGAUCAUGAAUUCAAAGCUAGCCUCAGCAGUGAGGCUCUAAGCAACUCAUCAAGGCCCUGCCACUAAAUAAAAUAUA